AUGCAGCUGCUGCCUCCGGACCCCCGCGGCCGCCCCCUCCGCACCUUCAACGCCUUCGGUGCGGCGCCGAACGCCGCCCCGCGAAGCGUUUGCGCCGCGCCGAAGUGGCCCGCGGCGGUGGGGGCUAAGCCACUGCGAACGUUGGAGGGCCUCCCCGACGCUUGUGAGUGGGCUGGCCUCUCCAUCGACACCUGGGAUGCCUUUGCCGAGCAGAUCGGCGGUGUGGCGGAUCUAUGGCAAUUGGCGCAGCUGUCAGGGGACCAGCUCCGACACGCCAUUUCGCAAAGCCGAGUGGCCGACAGAUGUCCAGGGCUGGGUCAGCUACCUGGCACGCCCUCGCGCGCCUUCACGGCGACGGAGGCUGCCCAGGUGGGCCUCAUGUGGCGCGUGGCCCGGGCAGCACACGACGAGCCGGACGAUUUGGCCGCGCUGUUCCCGGACGCCGUGGAAGAAGCCAGGGAUGGGCUGCCGAAUGAGCCGCAUCCCAGGGUGCAACUGGAAGACGCGGUGUGGUACGAAGUGAUGCACAACAAGGUCUUCGUGAAGAAAGUGCCCAGUGAAAUGGCCCGCUCCUGGGGCUGGGUUCAUCGUGGCCAGAAGAUUCAGGUAGCCCCGCAAACAAUCCUGGAUGAGAACAAGCGGGAGUGGGUGGAACUGACUUUCCUUCAGCUCGCGAGGUCAUGCCCAGAACGGCUCUGCUCCGAUGACCCACUGGGCCGCGGCUUCGCGCUGGUGGACGGAGACCACUUGGGACUGGGUGCGCUGCUGUCGGGCCCGUUGCCGGCGCAGGAGUGCCCCGAGUGCCUGGAGGAGGCGCAAUGCACGGCCGAGGAGCGCGUCACCUUGCGGCGCCUCUCGGGGCAGCCGCUGCAGAUCCAGGUGAAGCCUGGCGACGCAGUGGCGCGGCUGGUGGCGAAGGCCCAGAAGAUCCUACAGGCUCAAGUGACCUUGGCGCACGAGGGCAAGCUGCUGAACUUGGAUGAACCAGCAGCGGAGCUGGCAGGGAAAGAGGUGGAUCUGGUGGUGAUGCCACCUUCACCUCGGGCUGUGACAGGCUGCGAGGAUGGCUCCAUUAGAUACUGGGACUUGGAAUCCUUUAGCUGCCUUGGAUCCUUAGAAGGACAUCGCGGAGCUGUCUGGGCGUUGGAUGCAGAUCUGCCCUCCAGGCUGGCACUCAGCGGCUCGGCCGACACCUCGCUGAUCCUGUGGGACCUGGAGCGAUUGGAAUCCUUGCGAAGCUUCGAAGGGCACAGCGGCGCGGUGUGCUGCGUCUCAGCCGACUUCCAGCGCAAGUGGGCGGUCAGCGGCUCAGACGAUGGCACCCUGCGGCUUUGGUCAUUCAACCAACGCAGCGAGCUGCUGAGCUUGCGCUGCCGCCACGGCACGGCCUGGUCCAUCAGCGCCAGCUGCGAAGACCAAGCCGCAGUGAGUGGCCAUGAAGGUGGUUCUGUACAAGUUUGGAACUUUCAGGAGGGGCACGAUGCGAUGCCUCACAUCUUGGAAGGUCGACACCAGGGACUGGUGCAGGUGGUGCAAGCCGAUUUCCAGCACAGCAAGGCGGCCAGUGGCUCUGAUGAUGGCAUUUAUUGUAUAUGGGACAUUUCCAGAAUGGUUUGCACCUACCUUGUGCAGGGCUUCAAUGUCCCAUCAGUGUGGUCCAUGGACCGCUCCUUCCACCAAUCCUUCGCCGCUCUCAGCGGCAGCUUCGAUGGAUCCCUGGAGCUCUGGGAUUUACGGGGGGAUGAGCCGCUGCAAAGUUGGCGAGGUCUGUCAGUGUGCACUUUGGCCAGCGACUUUACGGCCAAACGUGCGGUCAGUGGGACCUAUGAUGGUCGCUUGUUCGUGUGGAGGGCGUCUGCGAAGAAUGCCAUGAAGCCGCAAUUCGGUCAGCAGCAAGAUUCCGUGAUGCAACGGCUGGGCAAAGUAGGCAACAUCUACUGCCUGGGCCGUAAGCUCGGUAGUGGAUCUUUUGGUGAGAUUUACUAUGCGGUCGAUUCCCAGACGGGGAAGGAAUUGGCUGUGAAGUUGGAACGCGUGGACAGCAAGCACCCCAUGCUCUUGUAUGAGGCCAAGUUGUUGAAACACUUGGAGGGCGCUCCAGGUUUUGCAUCCGUUUAUUUUUCAGAUUCACAAGGUGACUUCAACAUCAUGGUGAUGGAUCUGCUGGGUCCUUCUUUGGAGGAUUUGUUCAACAUCUGUCGGCGAAGGUUCAGCCUACGGACUCUGCUGAUGCUGGCGGAUCAGAUGCUCUACAGGAUCGAGUAUUUGCAUUCCAAAGACUUCAUCCAUCGGGAUAUCAAGCCCGACAACUUCUUGAUUGGCGGCAGCAAAAAGUCGCACAUUUUGUACCUCAUUGAUUUUGGCCUCGCCAAGAAGUAUAGGGAUUCCAAAUGCAACCACAUUCCCUACAAGGACAACAAGAGCAUGACCGGCACGGCACGUUAUGCUUCAGUGAAUGCGCACCGUGGCAUCGAACAAAGCCGACGGGAUGACAUUGAAGCGAUAGGCUAUGUGCUGAUCUACUUCAGUAGAGGACAGUUGCCAUGGCAAGGCUUCCAGGCCGCGACCAAGGAGGAGAAGUAUCACAAGAUCAUGGAGUGUAAGCAAUCCACCUCGGUGGAGACCUUGUGCAAAGGCUGUCCGUCGAUCUUCAUUCCAUACAUGAACUACGCGAAAGCCUUGAGGUUUGAAGAUCGCCCAGACUAUGCCUAUCUGCGACGUCUCUUCAAAGAGCUCUUCUCAAAGGAAGGCUACGAGAACGACGGCAUCUUCGACUGGUCACAAGCCUCAGCAACUGAGCCCACCGCCAACGCUGAGUUGCAGAAACAGGUGAUUGAAGUCAAGGAGGAAAAAGAACGAGUGAGAGAAAUGGGUAGCAAGCGAGAACAUCGACGGAGUCCAGAGGAGACAGACGGAGAAGGCGGCUCCCCAGUGCGAUGGCAAGGAAGUGCCAAAGAGACACGUUCCAGGCACGCCGACUCCAUGCGCUCCACUGCGGCCGCGGCGGCCACGGACCAACGCUUCCGCAGUGAGAAGAUCAGUGAGGUGUCCAGGAGUAAGACGGGCCAAGGUUCGGGUUCGAAACCUCGUGCAGGUUUUUUCGCCUCGUUGUUCGGAUGCUUCAGCGCCAAAUCUGCAGAACAGUAG
Messenger RNA from Cladocopium goreaui, 3147 nucleotides. The record is from the annotation of a GenBank genome assembly. NCBI's taxonomy places the organism in Eukaryota, Dinophyceae, Suessiales, Symbiodiniaceae.